Prunus armeniaca (apricot) is the source of this 519-nucleotide messenger RNA. Lineage: Eukaryota; Viridiplantae; Streptophyta; Magnoliopsida; Rosales; Rosaceae. The record is from the annotation of a GenBank genome assembly.
AUGGUGACAUUUAAGGAGGAGAUUUAUAUGGAUCUCCCUCAUGGUGUUCCUGUAACCUCUAAGGAGGGUGUUGUGUGUGAGAUGCGGAAAUCCUUAUAUGGAUUGAAGCAGUCUCCAAGAGCGUGGUUUGGGAGAUUUGCAACAUCUAUGAAGAAAUUGGAUAUGUGCAUAGCAGAAAUGCAAAAUCUUCAAAAGUAUUUGGCUUCCAAGUUUGAGAUAAAGUCAUUGGAUGAUUUGAAGUACUUUCUUGGGAUUGAAGUUGCUAGAUCUAAAUAUGAGACUGGAAUGUUGGAUUGUAAACCAAUUGAUACCCCUAGUGAUAUCAAGUCCCUAAAGAUAAAGAGUUCUAGUGUCGAGGCUAAAUACGUGGGAUGGCUCAAGGGUGUGCGAGUUACUAUGGUUGAGAGAUUGUUGAGAAAUCUUGAGUUCGGACUAGGGGUGGGCACGGUACUGUACGUACGGUAUGAGCUAUACCGUUACCGAUACCGGAAAUUAAAACCGGUAUGGUACGGUAUGUGA